Messenger RNA from Entamoeba dispar SAW760, 7383 nucleotides. RefSeq lists its product as uncharacterized. Lineage: Eukaryota; Evosea; Mastigamoebida; Endamoebidae. The coding region runs from base 1 to 7383 and encodes 2460 amino acids. The transcript has a single exon. The record is from RefSeq and is a predicted model, not a curated record. Gene Ontology annotation, molecular function: protein binding.
AUGGACGAGUUAAAACGAUAUUAUAUUGAUAUUAUUCGAAUAAGUGAUCCAGAGAAUGUUAAUGUAACAGAAAAGCGAUUAAAAAACUAUAGUGAAAUUAAUCAAUUAUUACCACUUUUUAUUGAUAAAUUUUUUAAUCAAUUUAAUGAAGGAACAAUACUAGAACAUCCAUUUGCAAAAUCAGUAUUAAAAGGGAUGGUUAUAUUAUCGAGUGAACAGUUUUUUGAAAGUUCUCAAUACAAAUUCAUGAGUGAUGAAUUUAUUAACUCAUAUUCUCAUUAUUAUUAUAUUCUUGUUAAUGGAAUAAUUAUUGAUAAUAAGUUGUGUAAAAAUAUUAUUGAUUUGGCACUAAACGUAUUUCCUAAAAUUGAAUUUAAUAUUAUUCCAAAAGAGCUUAUCCAAAUAAAUUUUAAACAAAUUGAAUAUGCUUCUCUUUUUCUUCCAGUAUUUGAAAUGAUUAGUAAAGUAAUGAAUCCUAAAGUUCUUCAAGAGUUAUAUAUUAGUAGGUCAAUGAAAGAAGCAUUAAAUAAAACAAUUGAAACGAUGUUAGAUGCAAAACUUGAUGAAAAUACAUUAAGAGUAAUUGACACGUAUUUAAAAUUUAUUAAAACAACAUGUACUUUUGACUCUAGAAUACUAAAUAUUCAUAUCCAAUCAUUAUUUUUUAAUAGAGUUGUCAUUAUCAUUACUUCCCCUAUUGAUUUUAAAUUGUUAAAUACAUCAACUAACGAUGCUUCUUUAUUUGAUACUUUACAAUUAUCUAUUGUUACUUCAUUACAAGAUCUUUGUUUUUAUGGAAAUGGUGUUUAUUGUAGUAUAUCUACUCCUCCUUCAAUUAACAAUAACAAUAAUGUUGGAUUAAUUAAAAAUUAUGAAAUACCAUCAAUAUUAAUGAAAUUACUUGUUUGUCCAAGACUAACAUUAUACGCACUACAGUCACUUCAGUUCAUCUUAUUUUGUAAUUCAGAAAAUUAUUAUAUUCUUCCAACUUACUUAGAAUCAAUUUGUUUAAUGUUAGUGUCUUUUAAAAGUGUUGAAAUUGAAUUAGUAUUUCAAAUGUUAGAAAAAUUAUUAAAUACGUACCACCGUGAUUUAUCUCCUUUUGUCGACGUAUUUAUUCAAUUUAUUUCAUUGUCUAAUUUUCUUCAUACAUCUGUUAUGCCUCCAUUUAUUUCUUUUAUUAUUAAAUUAAUUGGAAGUCAUCGUUCAUUAUAUCAAUCCUCAUUAAGUCCUUUAUUAUUUCCUUUAAUUCAAGUACUAUUAGAUACUUCUACAACAACCGAAGAUACAUCUAAUGUUGUUGAAUGUGUUACUCGAGCUAUUUGUAUUUUAUUAUCUGGGAAUAAAGAAAACAUUGCAUUGUUUAUGAAAGAAAGUUCAAUGAUAGAAAGGCUUGUUCAAUUAUUUAAUAAUAAACCUCAAUACCGAAAUGAAAUUACAUCUAUUAUCAAAGAAGUUAUUGCAUUGGUCCCAACAGAUCAAGCAGCACUUAUUUCAACAUUAAUGAUUGAUGAAAUAUUAAAUGAUAUUGAUCCAAUUUCUCGUCUUUCUUCUGCUAUUUCUUUAAUGGACCAAUCACCAAUUGCCAGAGAAAUGUUUGGUGUUUGUAAUUGUUUUGAGUUAUUACGUAAAUUUAUUGAACGUUGGGGAUAUUCUCAACCUUUAAAUACUCCAACUCGAAGUAAGAUAUUAGUUCAACGAAUGAAUAUCAUAACAUCAUGUGUAGAUUCUUAUGUCUGUACUUUACAAGAAUCAACGACAAAUAGAAUGCGUUUAGAAAAUGGGUUUCCAAUUAAUUUUGUUGAUGAGUAUUUAGAAUUUAAUCCAUGGAAAGAAACUGAACCAAUUAUUAUCAGUGCUCAUAUAUUAGCUCUUAUUACAGAACAACCAACAAAUAAAAUUAAAUUGAUAUUUACAGGAGAAACAAUUAAAGUCAAUAUCAUCAAUUCUUAUCUACUUCCUUCACUAUUGCGUUUCUCAAAAAACCUUAAAGAGAAACAAAGGAAUUAUCUUUUUAAAAUUCUUACAAAUGCUUUUGAAAAUACAAUGGAAUUAUUCGGUGCUUAUCAAUCAAAUGUUUUAGAAACAAUUCUAUCAUGCUUUUCUAAUGCUUUGAAUGAUCCUUUAUUAUUUCGAUUAAUUGAAAAAAUAGGAAGAUACUCUAUCAAACCCAAAAGUUGUAAAAAACUUAUUAAAUCUUUAAAAGGAGAAUGCCUUAAUAGUAAUUUAUUAUCAAUGCUUAGUUCUUUAGCGAGUGGAGAUGCAGUAGGUGGAUUAACUUUUGACACUUCUGAUAAAGUAUCGUACAUAAAAAAUUAUAUAUGGUUAGAUAAUAUUCCAUUGUCAAUUAUGGGAUGGUUUAGACUCUGUGGUGGGAUAUACAAUAUAGUUGAAAUUAUUCCAAUUGGGAAUUCUAGUGGAAUAUCUAUUUCUAUGAAUACUGGAGUAAUGGAAAUUUUUAAUGAAACUACAAGAUUAAAUUUCCUAAAUAUUCCAUUAGGGACAUGGUUUCAUUUAGCCAUUUGUAUAUAUCCAAACCAACAAAUUUUAUGUUUUGUUAAUGGAAACUUCAUUAGUGAAUCAAAGUCAGUUAUUAAUAUUCUACAAGGAAGUUAUACUGUUACUAUUGGUCAUAGUGGUCAUUCAACUCAUUCAUAUUGUUUCAGUAUAGGAGAGUUAAUGAUUAUUAAUGGAACAAGAACAACAAGUGAUAUAAAAACAGUGUACCAACUAGGUCCACAGUAUAAAGGAAGAUAUUGUGCUUCAUGUUAUAAUGAGUCAAUAAGUUUGAGAGGACCAUCAAGUCUUAUUAAUCCCUCUAUUUCUAUUCAAAGAGAUGAUAUUAUUUAUGUUAUGAGUGAUCUUAUCAAUGAUAUAUCAAGAACAGAUUUAGUUGUUGAAGGAAGAGUUUGUCCAACAUCACCUUCUCCUUUUGUCACUUGUAUUUGUAGAUGUGGGGGAAUAGGAUUAUUAUUAUCAUUAAUAGAAAAAUCUUCUUCAACACCAGAGUUAUGUGAUUCGUUGCAAGUGUUAAUGUUUUGUUUAAGAGGAUCAUCAGAACUUUAUGCCGAAGCUCUUAAAACAAAUUCAUUUAAUAUUCUAGUUCUUAUUUUACAUUCAAAGAAACAAUUAAUAUCACAUGGAGUUUUACAAGUAUUAUUAGCAUUAUCAGGAAUUAAAACAAGUGACUCUGAUUUUUGUGUAACACACCCAGAGAUAUUAACUACUUUAGUUCUUGAUUUCGAUCUUUUAAGUUCAUGCCCAAAUGGAAUUGAAUAUGUAUUAAAAACAUUAAAACAUGUUUAUGAAUUUUCUCCAGUUUCUGCAUCAGAGUCAUUAAGAGGAGUUGGGUUAAUGAGAAAAUUAAUGGUUCUUUUCAUUGAUGAAAAUACAGAAAGUUCAGUAAUUAAUUGUGUAACUCAAUUAUUAAUAUGCAUCCUUUCAGUAAAUUGUAGUAAAGAAGAAGUUUCUGUUGUAACAUCAUUUGCCUCAUACUUUCUUCAAGUUUUUGAUAAAUCAGAUUCAGAUUUUCAUCGUUCUUGGUGUGCUUUUAGAUGUACUCAAUUAUUAACAUUAUUAGAUCAAAUAGUUUCUGUAAAAGGAAUUCUUCCUGGAUUAUCAUCUAAUUUUAUUUAUCAAUUUGUUAGUGUUUCUAAACCACCAGAAUCGCUCGCACCACCAUUACUUCAUCUUGCAGCAAAUCUUUCAUUUUUAUCUCAAUCAUUUUCUGAUGAUUUUUAUUCAGAUUUAGAUCAAUUACUACGAGUACUUUAUGUGUUUACUUCUUCAAAAGAAUCAAUAUAUGCUUUAUUUGCUCUUUUAUUACAUACUAAUCCAGUUAUUUCAGAACUUUUUGAAACAGUUAAUAUAGUUCAACGUCCAUUAUGUCCUAGAUAUAUGUUGUUAUUAAAUGAAAUUAUUAGACUGUCUUUAUUAAUUGAAUUUGAUAAACAACGUAUUUCAAAUUCAGAAUUCAUUAUUUUAACAUUUAUUGAUAUAUUUCAUCAAUACCGUUCAAUAAGACAAACAAUUAUUCAAAGCAAUGAAUUGGUAAGGAGUUUAUUAAAUAUUCUUGUUCUUAGAAAUAAAAAAUAUAUUGGUGAUGUUGAAUUAAAUAAAGAACAACAAACACUUUGUAAAGAUGUAGUUAAAUGUAUUGGGUAUUUAAUUGCUGCUGCAUUAAGAGAUGGAGAUGGAUAUAAAAAAAUAAUAUACUAUUCUUCUAUUAUACAACCAAAUGGAGAUUUAUUAAAAGAAAUAAUUAUUUCAUCGAUCCGACAAUUACAUGAAUUAGUUGAUUCAAUUCCUAAAGAUAAAAUUACUAAAAUUUUUGUUGAAUAUUCUCAAUUCCUAUUAGAUAUCUCAAUUUCACAACAAAUGAAUAUAAGUCUUCAUUUAGUCAUUAAUUGUAUUUACGUCUUAAUGAAUAUUUAUGUAGACUUCAAAGAAAUUCAUUCAAAAGAGCAAAAUAAUGUUUGGGUAGAAAUGGUUGAUAGGAUGAAUCUUUUAAUGUUUGAUAACGUUACUGAAGAUUCUUUUGUGUUUGUCGCACAACAAUUUCAUCUUCAAGACUUCUUUUUUAGUCAACCACACUCUGAAACAUAUGUCACAUCAUUCUUAACAAUUAUAUUAACUCAAAUAACCAAUAACCAACUUAAAAAAAUUAAUCCAAUAUAUUCGAGUAUUCUCAAAAGAAUGUCAAUGAGUUAUAUGAAUUCAUUAAAUAAAAUACUUCCAACGAGAGAUCUUAAGAAAGGGUUUAAAUCAUUAUUACAAAUGAACUCUGAUAAAGUUUUCUUAUGGGUAGAAAAUAAAAUACUUGAAUUACGUUCGUUAUGUCUUCAAUUAAAUCAAAGUAUUAGAACAUUUAGAAAUAUCCAAGAAGAAAGAAAAGAAAUUAUUAUCAAACAGUUGGCAUUAUCUUUUAAAGAAAUUGGAAAUGAAGUUGAUGAUAUUCAUAAAUCUGUUAUGACCCAAGAUGAUAGAUUAAAAGAAAUUGACAAUAGAAGACAAAAAGCAAUAGAGUUAUAUAUUAAAGAAAGAAAGUACCUUCACGAUAAACCACUCUCAAUGAAACUUCAAUUAAUAAGUAUUUGGAAUACAAUGAAACUUAAAUUGAUAAUGCCAAAAGGUAUUUGGGAAGAAGAUGUUGAAGGGUAUAUGAUAGAUAAUACUCAAAGUUCAUUUGGUAUAAGAAGAAGAAUUGUCAAAGAUUAUGGAUUUAAAGAAAGAUAUAAAAUUUUAAAAGAUACAAGAGGAAAAACUCUUCAACUAAAUUUAAUACAAAAAGAAGAGAAAAAUAAUAGAAAGAGUAGUGAUGAUAUUGUUAUUAUUUCUGAAUUAGAAUAUGAUGAAUUUGAAGAAUUGUUUAAUUGUUUACAACUUUAUGGAUUAGAAGAAGUUCCUUGUUUUAUAAAUAUUAAUUCAAAUGGAAUAAAAAUUAUUAAAAGACUACAUAAAGAUAAUAUUAAAUUCGAUAACAGUUCUCAUUGGAUUAAAAUUGAUUGGAAUGAUAUUGUUUGUAUUUUAAAAAGAAGAUAUUUACUUCAAAAUAAUGCUAUUGAAAUAUUAACGUGUUAUGGAAAGUCAUUAUUUUUAAUCUUUGAACAUAAAUACGAUAAAGUUGUUAAAAAACUGAUGAAAUAUAAAAGUGAAUCAUUUGAUAUUAUUCGUGAAAUUGAAUCACCAAUUAAUAUAAUUAAUAAAAUUGGAAAAGUGUUUAACCAAAUAGAUGAGAUGACUGAGUUAUGGAAAAAAGGAGAUUUAUCAAAUUUUAAUUAUUUAAUGUAUCUUAAUAUUAAAGCAGGAAGAAGUUUUAAUGACCUUUCUCAAUAUCCUAUUUUUCCUUGGAUAUUAACUGAUUAUACUAGUAAAACUAUUGACUUAAAUGAUGAGCGUAUUUAUCGUAAUUUUGCUUAUCCAAUAGUUGCCCAAACUGAAAACAAAAGAGAAAAACUACAAAUUAAAUUUCAAGAAAAUGGGAGUCAUUUUGGUAAUCAUUACAGUUCACUUGCAACAACUUUAAUAUUUCUAUUUAGAGUUGAACCAUAUAUGAAAAUGCAUAUUCAGUUAUUUGAUGGGCAUUUUGACACAGACCGACUAAUAAUAUCAAUAAGUAAAUUCUUUGAUAGUUUGUCUGCUACACCAAUAGAACUUAUUCCUGAAUUCUUCUUCUUACCUCAAUUUCUCAUCAACUUUAACACAAUAGAUUUCGGUAAACGAAGAGAUAAUAAUAUUGUUAAUAACGUUGAAUUACCUCCUUGGUGUAAUGGCAAUCCUCGUCAGUUUGUUAAUACAAAUAUGAAAGCAUUAGAAUCACCAUAUGUUAGUCAACAUCUUAAUGAAUGGAUUGAUCUUAUCUUUGGUUAUAAACAACGAGGAAAGAAUGCAGAAGAGGCAUGUAAUGUAUAUCCACAAUGUUCAUAUGAAAUUGGAGAUUUAUCUAAAAUGAAUGAGAAAGAAAAGCAAACAACACUCGAUAAAAUAAGAAAUUUUGGACAAACUCCAAUUCAAUUGUUUAAAACACCUCAUCCAAAGAGAGAAGUUAGUUGUACAAAGUAUAGUACUGGAGUAUUUGAACAAGACAAAAACUAUUCAUUAACAAUUGUUAAUAAAUGUGAAUUUCCAAUUGGAGACAUGAGGUUUGAUGAGAAGAAUGAAAUUAAAAUAACACGAAAAGGUGAAAUAAUUAUUCCAAAUGGAAAUAUUCAAGUUGGAAGUGGUGGAAUUUUGAGAAUAGAACGAAAUGGAAAGAUAAUGAAUAUUGAAGAAUGUCAGAAUGGUGCAAUUCUUAUUGCUGAUGAACGGAAUGUACUAGUUGGGGGUAGUGAUGGUAGUAUUCAAAUAAUCGAUAUUAGUACAGAUAUACCAAAGAAACGAGGAAGGUUGUGUGGGCAUGAUACAGCAAUUACAUGUUGUAUAAUUGAUAAUAACAAUAAUAUUAUUAUUACUGGAGACCAAGAUGGAGUUUGUUUGAUUUGGGAUAUUGGAAUGUUAAUGUGUUUACAUGUAAUUGAAGUGGGAGAAUGUGUGAUAGGAUUAGAUAUUAACAAUGAAACAGGAAAUUUUAUUGUAUUAACGCAACACCAACUUUAUUAUUAUGAUAUAAACGGUGAUUUAAUAAGCCAAAGUCAAUGGUUUGACUAUGACCAACUCACUUCUGUUGCUAUUACACAAACACCAUUGUGGAAUGACAAAACGUUCAUUGUCAUUGGUGAUAUAAAAGGUAAUAUCAUAUUUUUGAAAUUAAAUGAUAGUCUUGAGUUUGUUCAUUAUCUGACUAUUCCUAGUUAUCCAACACCAAUUGAAUCUCUGAAAAUUUCAGAUGAUAAUACCUCUAUUUUAAUUGGACAUGUAAAUGGCAUUGUAAUUUGUUUGAAUUAA